UGUCUGUCUGUUUUUCAGCAGUUAUUAGCUAACUUAAUGCACUAGAGUAGUAGUUAGCUAGCUAACUAGCUAUGUUAGCUUGUUUGUUUGUAAACAGGCUGACUGUCUGUUUUCUGUGUAAAUUCCAAGUUAGCUAGUGAUAGCUAGCCACAAGUGACUUUAGUGGAAAAGGUAAAUUAAGGGGAAAUAAAUAAGUAAAAUUACAAUUCUUUAGUGAGUGUAUGUUUGAAAAUAGCACUGCUGAGGUAACGCUAGCUAGGUUAACUAGUUAGCUAGAUUAGCUAACGUUUAAUAGGUAAGGUUAGUUAGCUAGCCUUAACUGACUAAAUGUGUAACUACAAUAGCACAGUUGAAGUUAAUUCCUGAUUAGAAUAUCAUCACUGAACUAUAUUUAUGGGAUUUAUGACUGCUGAGGUGCAUUUGUGAUUAAAAUGGCACUGUUAGCACUAUUCCAUUAGUAAGCUAGCUAGCUGAAUGUGUGACUAGCACUGCUAAAAUAAUUUAAUGAUAAGUUUAGCACAGAUAUACUAAGGUUACGUUUUGUGUUCAAUACAUAGCCUAUUUUCUUUAUUUAAAAAAAUGCUUAGAAAGAAUAACAAUAUAUUUAGGCAAAUUGAAUGACAACCUACAACCAAACGUGUUCAGUAUUCACUAUCAGGCCAACUGUUUUUUUUUUUUUUUUCAUUUUGUUCUGUUUUAAUAUGGUGCUUCCAUAAUUCUAGGUACAUGGAUGAUAUUAUCAUUUGAUGAGAUGUGGAGCAUUCUGCAUCUCAGAGGUAAUAAAGAGACAGUUGUUUUAUACGAGUGAGAGAGGUUUCACCGAGAUAGAGAUAGAAAGAGAGAUAGAGAGAGAGUGUUGAGCUGUUAUGAGGCUCUGUGACCAGGUGGGUGGGCAUAUUCUGGCUGAGUAUGCAGCAGCAACGGAGGGCUUUGCAGAGAGAGAAAGAGACGCACACACACACAAACACACACACAGGGCUCUGCACAACUUGUGCACACACUCACACACACUAUCUUACUUUGGGCAUCGUCUUGGCACUGAAGGACCAGGACGAUACACACUUGCCUCUGCAUGUUGCCUUUUUUUCUGCUAUGUGAGUGGAGCUACUUGGAAGGGGGACGCACUCACUGGCCUGGACCAUGAGCAAUGAGUCUACCAUCUGGAAAAACCUAACAGAAAGCACCACAGAGCCCCCCCUGGAGCCGGGUGGGCAGGAUGGCUACGUUCUCCUGCUGGUCCUCCUGUCCAUCUUCCUUGGGGGGGUGCUGGUCCUACUGUCUGUCCUGCUGAUCGUCUGCCGUCGAUGCUGUGAGGGGGACCCGCGCUACGCACGGUUCCUUCUGUGCUUCAGGGGCAGUGAUGAUCCAGAGAAAACCACCACCUCCUAUCUUGAAGAGUCCCAGCCUGUUCACGAGAUCACAAUCCGUGUGGAGGAGUCAGACUGUGUGUCGGCCGGCAGCUCUCACGACGCUGAGACCGAGCGCUUCCUCUCUACCGGAACCACUGGCCGCCGGGUCUCCUUCAACGAGGCUGCACUCUUCGACCACAGCAAGAAGACCCUGGAGAAAGGUCGAAGGUACACACUCACUGAGGGUGACUUCCAUCACUUAAAGAAUGCCAGGCUCACCCACCUCCACCUCCCUUCCCCCGCCCUCAAGAUCGUCACCAUCCACGAGUGUGAGUCACUGGAGAACAGCAUCGCCAUGACAACCCGCCCUGUCGCUAAAUCCAGCCUCUCCAUCUUCCAGCCCCCGAUGUGUCCACUGCCGCAGACGGCUCUGGUUAGCCUGAGUCUCAGUCCCAGUUCAGCUCUGCCAGGAGACGCUCUCAACUCCACUGUGGAUACCAGCUUCUGUGAAAAACUCCCGACUCCCAGCCCUGAGCCUUCAGGCCCUAGCCUGAUGGAGGUGAGGGGGGUCAGCCCGGUCAGUGGGCGUGAGGGAACGUCCCUCUCCACCACGGCUCUGUCCUCCUCAGGGGGUGCUCCUCAGGGUCCGGUGCUGCAGUUCUUCACCAAACUGCGGCGCCACGCCAGCCUAGAGGGAGCGAGUCCCUACUUCAAAAUCAAGAGAUGGAAAUUCGACAGCAGCCAGAGAGCCUCAAGCCUGGAUACCAGAGGCUCCCCCAAGCGAAGACCAUUCCAAAGGCAGCGAGCAGCCAGCGAGAGCAUGGAUGAGGAGGAGCACGGUGCCCACCACAUCGACCUCAUCCAGUACAUCGCCCGCACCAAGGACAUAACCUACUGCCCAUCCAGGCCGGCACCUCGUCUCCUUUCCCCCCCUUCCACACCCCCACCGUCCCUCGGCAGGUUAGAGGUGGAGGUGAUGGUGGAGCCCAGCUGCAGCAGAGCGAUGGGGCCUGGGGUGAUCGGCCUGAGCGCCAAGCCCCAGGAUGAGGCUCCGGGAGUGGGCUAUCGUCGGGAGAGCACAGACACCCAGGCUCUCUACCGUGACAUCUGGACCUUGCGUGCCUCUCUGGAGCAGUAUGUCUCUUCUGACCAGAGCAGCAACAACGACAAUAACUCGGUGCACAGCGAUGCGGACAGUGUGAGUUCACUUAGGCUUAGAAUGGAGAAGGACGGGCUGCCCAGAUUUCCCUCUGAGGACAUUGGGGACGGAAUGGAGGGGGACCUAGAUUUGCCCAGGGACAAGGGUAUGGAGAAACGAGUAAAGCAGGACAGUGUGGAAUCAGAGCGAGGAAGCGAUGGAGAAUCAGGAACACGGAAACUUCUACAGAUGGAUAGUGGCUAUGCAUCUAUAGAAGCCCCAUCCCGAGGGCCAGACGAGAUGCGGCUAUUCCGGAGUGGCAGCGACAGCCAGGAUGGGUCGGCUAUGGAGCGCAGACAAUUUUUUACCAGUUCAGGUCACAGGGGAACUGUGUGUGAAAGCUUUGAGACAGACAUUUUUGAUGAAGAAUUGGAAGAGGAACCUGCGGGAGCCAGUGGAGGUAGCGAAAGCUUGACAAAACUAGAUGAGGAUGUUAUGGUGUGGUCACCGUACGGUCAGAUGUUCACUCAGUCCGAUACAACCCAGCCACGUGCCCCAGUUCUGUCCCGUCGAGACUACAGCAUAGACGAGAAAACUGACGCGCUCUUCCACGAAUUCCUGCGUCACGAUCCUCAGUUUGACCAGCAGGAAUCUCCUGUACGCUCUAAGCACCGUUCCCGCGUGCACCUGCGCAAGCAGUGGCAGCGCUCUAAGCAGUACAGCGACCCAGGCCAGCGCUUCCACUCCUCCUUCGACCGAUGCCGCACUCCUCUUCGCCGCGGAGAGACUGUCAACUAUCCACUGGAAAGUAGCUAUCAAAGUACGCUCCCCCGAAUCGUCAGCGCUCCAGAUGAGGAGGGCAGCGAGGGGGCAGCCAGCCUUCCUGAGACGCAGAAAACAGGAAAACAGGACCAGGAUGCCUCAGCUUUGAGGGACGAUCACACAAGGGUCAGCACUGAUUCAAGUGUGAAUUUGAAGGACAAGGACAAAUUGGAAAUAUCAUCUUCUCUGCCCCCUCCUGUGACUGAAAGCAGCGACGUAGUACCAUCAGAAGUCCCAGUAGAGGAGCCUGGGCAGGUGGGUCCACCCCUCGAACCGGGUGAGGACCACUCGCCUCCGCAGCUGUCCGAAACAGGGUACGGCCCCCAAACCAUCACAGCCGAGCUGAGCGAUAAGCUGGCUGUGAACCUUGAGGAGCGUCUGUACUCGGGUCUGCGCAAAACAAGAGAGCAGCCAGAGUGCGUGCUGACCGCCACGCAUGCCUCGCCCGACCACAGCCCAGUGUAGCAUGCAGCUCCACUCAUCCCCACCGACUCUAUGCUUUCAUUUACAGGGCUUUAAUGGAAAUUAACCUUUAAACCCAGAGCAUACUGACCCAACAUUCUCCAACCAACACCAACACCUGUGUAUGUGCCGCUCUUCUUCCAUUAAGAUUUGUUUAUUUGGCUUCGAAAAGUACGAAUCCGACUGCCUAGUGUUUAUAGGGGAAUGUGGGUCAAUGUGCCACGACUUUUCUGUGCUGAUCUGGGACCAGGUUUAGUUGUCAAUCUAAGGCCCAAUCCCAUUUCACCCCUUGCUCCUAACACUUAGCCCUACCCCUUUUUUUUGCCCAUUCACGUCAAGGGGUAGUGUGUCCCGAGUCUUUUUUGUAUAGGGAGUUCAGGUAAAGUGUUAAGGCUACACUUCAAAUAGAGGGUUAUGAGCAAUUGUAUUACCUUUAUUUUAUGUAGUCUGAAUGUAUUAUGGUCCUUUUCUUCAUACCAAGCAUAGAAAAUAUAGCUAUAUUGCUAAAUUGGUAUAUCUUACAUUUCCCCUUUUACCUUAAAUGGUGCAACAGUUACAUUCUGUUAUCUGAGGCUGCAGUUUGAUUUAAGGUGGAAUGGGGAAAUUCAGAAAGCAAAAAGCUAGCGAAUAACUAACUUUAGCUUCCCUUCACUGCAGAAUUAGUAGUGGACGAUAGGAUUUCAACCACUUUUCCUAGUAACUCAAUUCCAAGGAAAGAUGAAGGAUGACACUCAAAAACAAGGGGUUGGGGUACAAAUGACAAAUGGGAUUGGGCAUCUUGUCCCAGAUCAGAGUUUAAGGGCAAUUCCAUCCUAUUUCAUCUCCAAGUUUGAGUAAGAGGAGAUUAGGACCCUUACCUCACAUCCGACAUGACAUUUUUGAAUGGUAUUUCUGUUCAUUUAUUUGUUUGUUAUUGCUUAAUUCAGGCUCCAUUUAGCUAUGUGUCGAGCUCAGAAGCCAAUAUAUUCUCUGCACUAGGUAAUCCACUGUGAAAUUGGGUGCUACUAGACUUCCGAUUGAUUCUAUGUUCUUCUGCAUUGGUUUUGCCAUUUUUCUAUAUAGUAUCUCGAUUUCACUUCUUCCUAUUUUGGACAGAAAACUCCACUCUAUGAUCUCCUGACCAAAACUAAAGUUUGAUCAUGUAGUAUAGAUAUAGGUUUUGCAUUCAUCUAAAAGCUUGCUAAUGUGUUUCUUUCUUUUUUAUAUGUUAAUAUGUUGUUUUUUGGUAAUGCUUGACUAUUGUCAUUAGCAUUGCAACCAUGUGUAGUUUAGAGUAGCUAUCAGAAAUGUUCUUCUAGUUUUAUAAAAGUGAGUUUUAGUCUAUGGUACAACGAGCACAAUGACACAAGUGGAGAUCACACAUUAACGGGUAGCAAUGACUACACUUUACGCACUAAUUGGUCAAGCGCUGCACUGAGGUUAUUUAUUAUAUAAUAAGCUUCCCUUCAUCAAUGUUCUGAAAUUGAAUGUGCUACCAGUUUAGCUCCUUAGCUUAGGCUGUGUGUUCAGACUGCAGGUAAGAGUGGACCAAACCUGAUUUUCUCACCUAAUGCGAGGCCAUUUACCCAAUCUGCACUGUGUACUUGCCGCUUUGAUUUCAUCCUUUUGCCAGAGUCAUAUUAGCUAUGGCUGGCAGAAUACCGAUAAUUUGCUUCUAACAUUAUUGAAACAGAGACACUCCAACUCCAAAUAUUUAUAGGGUGUUUUUUCUCACUAUCCCACCCCUAAAACCCUCACUCACUGCUGUUGCUAAUUUUUUAUGUCUACUUUUGUUCAUUUUCCUUUAUCCUUAUAGCCUUUUUCCUUUCUUCUUGACAAAAGUUGUUAAAUUCCGAUCUGGCAGUUCAGAGUGAGUUGUAUUGCCGCAAAUUGGCUAUGUAUCGGAUUUCAGUGCAACAUAAAUUUGUCCAGAAUUGAAAAUGUCAGAUUGCAGUCCAGUGGACUAACGUGCUGUCACGCAUGUGCUUGCCUUCACCCUUCUACUAUUGUUAGGGCAUUACUAGUGAUAAGGGGGGGCUUCUAAUGAGUGGGUCGGGUAAUUGGCCAUUCAAAUUGGGGACAUAAUGGGACACAUCUGUGUCAAAUACGAUGAAAAAGAUCAUCAGAUUUGAGCCAUUUUACCUGCAGUGUAAACCAAGCCUUAGACUAUUCUUCUCCAGCGGUAUAUCAAAAACCUAUUCUAUAUCAGUCGGGCUGUAAAACCAUAUCGUUUCAGACUGAUCUUAACGUUCCUAACAUACAAAAAUGAGGUAAAAACAUGUUUGUUGCACUAUAUUGAUCCAUGUGUGACCUCUGCUGAGUAUGCACCUUCAUCACAGCUCCAGAAGCCACAGUGUUCCUCGUUAAGUGUCCUUGUCAUUUAAACGUGUUGUUUGUUCCAGAACUGCUGAAAUUGGGGAAAACUGCCUUUUUGUUAGUUCAGUGUUGUUCAUGGCCAUGUCACUAUUUAUUUAUAUUAUGCUUUUAUUAUUUACAAUGUUAAUGUACUGUAUGUAUGUACAGUAUAUGUGAUUUUUUUAUGUUCAGUGUGUAAAGAAUGACAGUUGAUCUGAUCGAGAGUUUCGAGUUGAAGGUUUUUGACCGUUCGGUGCCAAAUCUUUACGUGAGAUAAGCUAAUCAGCGCAUUUAACACAAUCAGUUUUAGGGAAAAAAGAUCAUAGAAAAACAACAGUAUGUAUGUGAGAAAACUUGGCCUGUGUCAGGGUCUGAAUGAGGUCCAUGCUGUCCGUCUCCAGAGUCACUGGUGUUUUAUUAAAUUUAGGAGGGAGGCAUGCCGCUUCCUGCAUGCUGGUCACAGGCUGACCUUUAUGUGUUCAUUAACGUUUCAUUUUUGUGUGAAAACAACAACAAAAAAAAGCUUCCCCAGAGCCCUCUACUGCACGUCCGGCCUCCUCUGGAAGGAAAAAAAAACUGACAAAGGAGUGAUUUAUUAUGAACUCAAGAUUAUCCAACAUACCCACACAACCCCUACGAGUGCAAGUUGAUACAAAUGCAGCCAUUCAGGUCAAUAAGAAUUAUCCAAUCAGGGGGAUUAAAGAUAGGAAUUUCUAUUCGAGGAUUCCUGGGUAGCGCAGAUGUGAUUAGGAACUGCUGUUGGCAAAAGCUUCCAGUGGAUCUGUGUGGUAGAUCAUGGGCCAGCUUCUCAGAGCAGAACUUUUUUUUUGAUUAGCUGAUAUUGAGAUCCCAUGGUUUUAUUUGAUGUAAUGCACUAAUUAUUCUAGAAUUUAAACUUUUAUGAUGUGCCAGUUAUAGGCCAAUGUUUUAAAAUGGUGUGCUGCUCAGGCGCAACAUGAAGCACCAUUGACUACUUGGGGUCUUUGACAUGUGGGGUCUGAUAUAUCAGAAUAUAUCAGAAUUGCUGUGCGGUGCUGUAGACAUGCUGUGAAUGCAGUGAAAAGUCCUAUCCCAGAGCUUCUCACUGCUGUUCUACAGCCUGGUUAGACCACUGCUCUGUUAGACCGUGUUCACUCAUUCUGAGUGAUGAUGUAUCCUUGACUUCCUGAAAGCCCAGAGUGCUGUUUUGAUCAUACAGCUAGUGUAGAUCAAAACCUGACUGGUCGAUUCUUCUGUCACUUGCUAAUUACCUUGGUGGCAAGUCAGACGUGAAAGCCCUUGAGUUUUUUUUUUUUAUCCUAGCCAACCUAAACUAAAAGGAGAGCUUGUUUAUUUCAAUCAACUGUCAAAGAUAAUGUUCGGGAUGCAGCUGAUAUAUCCUUCCCAGCUAUCAGUUACCUACAGUUCAUAAAAAGAUAGCAUAACUCCUUGGCAUUCUAAGGAAAAGCUUUUUAAAGAGGACAAAAAUGCAUAUUAAUGUUGUCUUUUACACCAAGCCCAAAACUAAUAAACUGUGUUGGACGCAUUUCUCAUAAUCUGCUCAUAUUCUGCAUGGAAUGAAUGCAUUAGUAUCAGGCUGACCAACCAGAGAUCUGAUGUUGUGGUUACAGGCCAAACAAAUGAGUAUCAAAGUUAGUGGAAGAACAGCUCAUCUUGUAUGUUUUUAGGCAUUACGUUUCUCUAGGUGCUUUCUAGUUUGUUCAACUAUAGCUUCAAGCCUCAUAAUGUGUAGAUUUUCCCCUCAGUAAUUCAGUGUUAGUGGUAAAACACUUAACAUUUAAGUAUGCUUCUGUCUACAGCUGCGUUAUGUGUCAACCAUAUCAAAAAACACAGAUUAAUACUUAAAACUUAUAAAGUGGAUACAAAAAAAGAUUGGUCAAUCAGCCAUUGCGUUUUCAGUCAAUUAAUACUUGUAUCAGGUACAUAAAAUGUGUGUUUUUUCUCAUAAAAUUCACCCUAUUCAUUGUAGAUCAAAAUAUAAGUGGUUCUUUCUUUAAUUUGCUGUAAUUACCUUGGUGGCUAGUUGGAUGUGAAAGGCCUUGACUAAUAACAGAGCUUGUUCCUUUCUGUCCACCUACAUCUUAUAGAGAUGUCUGAUUGAAUCAUAAAAAACGAAGACAUAUAUUAAUAUAUUGGUCUUUCACACCAAGUCCAAAAAUGAUUUUUCAAUUUUUCAGUCGAAGCCAACUCUAUUUUCUUAGUGUAUUAUUACCAGGCUGACCAAUCAGAGCUCUGCUAUCAUGUUUGCCGACCAAACAAACAAGCAUGAAGGCAUUUUACAGUUGAGUCAGUUAAACACAGAUUAACUAAAUCUAAAGAAAUCCAGAAAAACCUAUUAGCUAUUGGCCUAUUAGCUUUUAUAUUUUUAGCCAAUUAAAAUCAUCAAUAUCAGGUAUUGGCCACAUGUUUUGGUUCGAAAGCAUUAAAAACUUCUCCUUUCAUGAUCCCCCCACGUCUCCUUAAAAAGUCAAGUCUUCACUCCCUAGACAGAACCAGGAAAGCAAGACCGAUUUCAGAGUUGUACCGGGAGCGAUACACUAUAAACGUACAGUAUAAAAGCACAACAGCGCCCCCCAGCAGGCUGUAGAGCAGUCUCCGUCAGUUUAUUAGGUAUAGAAUCCAGUGGGGGAAGCUGAGUGGUUCCGUUUCGUGCGCUAUCAAGUAGCCUGUCUAAAGCAUUGAUGCAUUACUGUGCGUAGUUCUGCAUGACAUGAAGCUGUUUUAGUAAAGAUGCUGUUUCUCAGAUCUAUGAAUCAGAACCAAAUUAGAAACUAUUAUCGUAUGCUUAUUCGCAUAAAACGAAUAGAAACGAGAAUAAUGUUCGUACUGACAGUUUUUACGUAUUUUAUGGAGUCUAUUUAUUUUAGGGGUACGCCUUGCUGACUGAACAGAUUUUGCUAAGAUUAUGUCCAUGGCAAAAAAAUAUAUUUCUUUUGCUAGAAUAUUUCCAUGGAGGAAAAAAAAGAGAAUAUUUAUGUACAAUUGCUUGAGAUUUAAAUUGCUCAGUUUACAGAAGAAGGAAAAAAAACGAUAGAAAUAGAGUUUUCAGAACAAUUUACAAUUUUUUUGUUUACCUCGAUUUGUUUACUCUGGAUCUUUUAAGCCUUGAGGGACCAACCAGUGUAAAUGUUUAUUUUGGGUUCAUGUUUUCCAACUAGUCAAUAAAGAAUGAUGCAUUA
This is a messenger RNA of Astyanax mexicanus (Mexican tetra), 9284 nucleotides long. It is a transcript of the gene cbarpb, whose product is annotated as CACN subunit beta associated regulatory protein b. Gene Ontology annotation, cellular component: secretory granule; plasma membrane. Gene Ontology annotation, molecular function: transmembrane transporter binding. The record is from RefSeq and is a predicted model, not a curated record. Gene Ontology annotation, biological process: negative regulation of voltage-gated calcium channel activity; negative regulation of calcium ion-dependent exocytosis. The coding region runs from base 1141 to 3774 and encodes 877 amino acids. Lineage: Eukaryota; Metazoa; Chordata; Actinopteri; Characiformes; Acestrorhamphidae. The transcript is spliced from 10 exons.